This is a messenger RNA of Osmia lignaria (orchard mason bee), 1161 nucleotides long. RefSeq names its product replication protein A 14 kDa subunit. Lineage: Eukaryota; Metazoa; Arthropoda; Insecta; Hymenoptera; Megachilidae. The record is from RefSeq and is a predicted model, not a curated record. Gene Ontology annotation, biological process: base-excision repair; nucleotide-excision repair; double-strand break repair via homologous recombination. Gene Ontology annotation, molecular function: damaged DNA binding; single-stranded DNA binding. Gene Ontology annotation, cellular component: site of double-strand break; nucleus; DNA replication factor A complex.
UCUGUUGGCGGCUUGAAAUUACUAUGACAAAAGUUCUUCAAAAUUGAUAUUGAAAACAUUUGAUAAACGCUGUUAAUUAAUAAUAAAAGAAAAUGGUAAAAAGCCGUAUCGAUGGUUAUCGAUUAGCACAAAAUGUGGGAAGAGAAGUGAUUAUACUUGGAACAAUUGAAAAAAAAAGUUCAAAUGGUCAAAAUAUAGAAUUAAAAACUACUGAUGGUGUACAAGUUAACGUUACUUUACCAGAACCUCUUGAUUUUAAUGCUGAGGGUUAUAUAGAAGUUCAUGGUACUUUGAACUCCAAGUCUACAAUGUCCUGUAGCAGUUAUGUAUUAUUUUCACCUAGCAUGACAGAAGACUUUGAUUCUGAUCAAUAUAAUGAAAUGUUAACUCUACUAAACGUAUUGGGACCAAAAAAGUGGAUGAUAUCGGAUGAUGAUAAUGUAGAGUUAUAAAUUGCGAUACCAUUUACAGUGAUUCUUCUUUUAUAUAAUAAUACAAUUAUAUAUAUAUAUAUAUAUAUAUAUAUAUAUAUAUAUAUACUAUACAAUUAUUACAUUUAUUUCUUCAUAAUGAAAUUAAACAGUGCCACAUUAUCAAGGUACAAGGUUUGUUAUCAUUUGCUUCUUGUAUUUAUACUGUUUCUAGGAAUAACCUAAAAUCCUAAAACCAAAAUGAGCACUGUCAGCAUUAUUCAAAACCCUUUGAACCUAUUGUUUCUAUUUAUACAAUACUCAUUCCAAUUUUGCAUGAUGCAUCUAAGGAAAAGCAUCUACAAGUACACGAUGUCACUGGACAUUCAGAAUGUUGCCUGUUAUACAAAUGAUAAGAUACUUUAUUAAAGAAUGUAAAAUAAGGUGAACCGAUACUUAAUAGUAUUGAAACUUUACCGAAACCAGUGUGUAAUAUGAUCAGCAUGACCACCGUGUCUACACGUUUGACACCAUGUAAACCAAUUGCUGAAUUCUGUUAAUUUGUUAUCACAUUCUUCAUUUCUACUAACGCCAGAUGUUGUCAUUUGUAAACCACUUACAGUACCCAUGUGCAUCAAACAAAUCGCACAUCGAGGUAAUGGUUUUCUACAGUUUGGACACGAAGACAUCUAACAAAACAAUGUAAAAGAUAUCACUGUUAUUUAGAAUAUAAUACCUUUGACUUACUAUA